UCAUCCUGUUGGUCCAAAACCCCUAACCAUUCCACUAUCAUCAAAGAAAAAAUUGUAACAUUCUUCCCAUUCUAUUAAAAAUGAUAUUAGUGAGGUGUCCUUAGAGCUCUUCAAGGGUGAAAUAUAUACACACCUUUCUUUUCAUUUUUAUUUUUUUUCUGUUUUUUUGGGGGGGUUCAUUCCUAAUUAGUGCUUUUGCAUAAGAGGUUCUUAGUUUAGCAACUCUUCUCUUGUUCAAAAAGAGACCCAUUUCAUAUUUUUCUAGAGAGAGAGAGAGAGAGAAAGAAGAUGAUUGCAAAGCUUAAGGGGGAGGGGGAGAAGAAUACAAAGUAAUCACAUAAAGGUUUAAGUGAAGAAGAAAGAAAGAAAAACAAAAAAUGGAAAGCUCGUCAGUCUGCGACGAGAAUUCGGAAGAGACUGGGUGCUCCACCCUGGGUGUCGAUUCGAUCGACUACAGCCGCACAAUCUCCGACGUCUCAUCCUUCUCCGAGCGCAGCGAAGAGCACAGUGGCCCCUUCGAAAUGCGCAGCAGAGGAUGGCCGAUCGCCAAACUGGUCGACCGGCCUUUGCCUGUUCUGAGCAGGCUUAGCAUGAAGCAGCGAGCUGACGUGCUGAAACGAAGACCGACUGAAGAUGAGUUGGAACUCAUAAGGGAGAAAUUCUCAAAGCUUUUGCUGGGAGAAGACAUGUCAGGGACUGGCAAGGGUGUCUGCACUGCUGUGGCCAUCUCAAAUGCCAUCACAAACCUCUAUGCGACGGUGUUCGGGACUUGCCGCAAAUUGGGACCUCUUUCGCGAGAGAAGAAGUCGAUGUGGAGGAGAGAGAUGGAUUGCCUCCUCUCAGUUUGCGACUACAUAGUCGAAUUCUACCCCUCUUCGCAAAAAUUGCCCGAUGGAUCUACUGUAGAGGUGAUGACGACAAGACCAAGAUCGGAUAUUUACGUAAAUCUGCCCGCGCUGGAAAAGCUAGAUGCAAUGCUGAUUGAUAUACUGGACAGUUUCAGGAAACCGGAGUUCUGGUAUGUUGAUGAAGGAAAGCAAUCAUUUAACUCCGCCUCGCAGUCGUUCCGGAAACUAAGCCACCGGAACGAAGAGAAGUGGUGGCUCCCCGUGCCGUGUGUUCCUGAUUCUGGCCUCCAAGAGAAGGGGAGGAAAGAGCUGCAAAAGAGGCGGGAUUGCGCGAAUCAGAUCCAUAAAGCGGCGGUGGCGAUAAACAGCACCGUCCUUGCUGAAAUGGAGGUCCCAGAAUCAUAUCUAGCACCACUUCCAAAGAGCGGCCGGUUAAGCGUAGGAGACUCAAUAUAUCGCUACAUGUCGACUCUGGACCGGUUCUCGCCGGAUUACCUUCUCGACUGCCUCGACAUAUCGUCGGAGCACCAAGCACUUGAGAUGGCCGACCGUGUGGAGGCCGCAAUGCAUGUUUGGCGCCGCAAAGCGAGCAUGGCCCAUUCAAAGUCCUCGUGGAAUGUGGUGAAGGAACUGGUGGUCGACGGUGAUAAGAACGUAGUGCUGGCGAGCAGAGCCGAGAGUCUCUUGCUGUGCUUGAAGCAGAGAUUUCCCGGCCUGUCGCAGACCACCUUAGAUACAAGCAAAAUCCAGUACAAUAAGGAUGUUGGACAAGCAAUCCUGGAGAGCUAUUCGAGGGUGCUGGAGAGUUUGGCAUUCAACAUUGUUUCAUGGAUCGACGAUGUUCUUUUCGCCGAUAAAUCCGCUAGAAACGGAUAAAUACAAGUGAACCCUGAGGACACUACUAGGUUCCCAGAUAGCUUUUCUCCAGCUUCCUUUACCAGAAGCUGCCGCAGAGUGAACUAACAAUAGGAAUGAGAACAUUUUGUUGACCUAGGAAAUCACUGUACAUUUUGUAUCAAUGAUAUCAUUAGCUCUCAGAAACAAUGUUUAUUUCACUUGAGCUUCAUGGCUAACCUAGAACUGCCAAAAAAAUAGGCACUAAAACAAUCACAGAAGCUAGUGCUAGACUUGCAAAAUAGCUUAGUGAGUAUCAGGUUAAAGCAACCCAGUUGAACGCAGUUUGUAAUGUUUCUUCUUUUUUUUUUUUUUUAUUCCAUCGAAAUACAACCACCCUUUUUCCCCUACCUAUUGCAAAAAGAAAAGGCAAGAUCCCACUUGUCAAUUAAAGCU
Molecule: messenger RNA, 2138 nt
Organism: Ananas comosus (pineapple)
Lineage: Eukaryota; Viridiplantae; Streptophyta; Magnoliopsida; Poales; Bromeliaceae
Product: rop guanine nucleotide exchange factor 3
Exons: 8
Coding region: 378-1724 (448 amino acids)
Molecular function (GO): guanyl-nucleotide exchange factor activity
Source: RefSeq, a predicted model, not a curated record